CGUCAGCGGAGAUGCUCGUUGACAGUUGUUUUGUUUACAAUCGUAUCACAAAAAUCGUGGCCCUUCUUGCAGCCGCUGCGAGUGAAGAACGGAAAGCAACUAAAAAUGAAACCGUACGAGAGUUUUGUGUUUCCCGAGCUACCCUUGGACAUUAGGGAAAAGCUGUUCCAAAAGGACAACGCAAUGGUUGUGGUUGGAGUGCUGGGCAAAUCAAACGAGGCGCACUGCAACAAAUUACUCGAGUUCAAUAUGCUUCACUCCCAUCCAUCGUUAACGGACGAGGCAGGAAUUGAUUGCCGUGUGAAGUUUUACUUUCGUACCGAAGGGCAAACUUUGUUUCUACAUUUCGACGCACCGUUCGAUAACUUUGUGCUCUUACACUUAGCCGAACGGAUGAUGCUGGAAAAGACUGACGAAUCGCCGUUACAUUUCAUCGAAUUCAACAGCGCCAUUCGCACCCGUUUCGCGAGAGUUCUGUUGCUAGCGCUCCAAGUAUGCCACAUCCUGGUAGUGGUAGAGCCAUCGAUAUCAUUCGACAUGUCCUAUCUGUCGAUAUUCAAGUCGUUGAAAAUCAUCCGCGAAAAGUAUGUGCUGAAAUUUCUGCCCAAAAUGCUGAAAAACGCAAACGUGGGAUCCUUCAUGGGCAAAGAAUGCCGGCUGUGCAGUCCACGGCUACUGUUUAUGUUCAACCUUCCGGACAAUGGAGAGCCUCAUUCGCUGGACGAAAUUGAUAUGCUCGAAACAAAGGUAGAAGAUUACAUCAACAAAACGCUUCGUAAUGAAUUUAUCAUCACAAACAACAGUGCAAUGUCGCUGUUUUCGCUGCCGAAAAUGAAACAAUUUGUUUUCUUCAACGAAGCCAAACCAUGCAAUCAAGACCCUCUGAUGGAUUCGAUCGAUAUGCUCUCAAUGUAUCUUGCGAAGCAGCAGCAGAACAGCGCAGGCACGCUGCCCGAAAGUGAGGAACAACAGAUUUUGGAGCAAGCAAAACCAUACGACUGCUUUGGAUUUCCAUCCAAUUUUAAGUUCGAGCUCAAAGACCCGAUCGAAGAAGACGAACGAAGCAUAUUUAGCCUGGUACAGGAUCAUGUGGAGGACGCGUUGGAUACCGGUUUCGAUGAGAGCGAAAAUCCUGGCAGGCAAAGAAUUCGGACGCAUUUUGUGCUUCCAUCCACCCAUGCUUGGUACGAGAUGUUUAAAUACAUGCACCAGCUGUUCAUCGAGAAUCCAAAUGACCCGUAUUACGACGCCUACGAUUCAGAUUAUAAAGCUUACCUACAAAACUUCCAUGACAUCGUCGAUAUUGAUGAGCGAUUUUUCGGCGAAAUUUGUGAGCAGGGUCUCGAUUUGGCUACACUCAAGUACAAGGACAUGUUACCGCCGCACUAUAGUGCGUCCUUCCAUGAAACCAAGUACCACGAAGCAUUAAAUCUGUUGCUCGAGUAUGCACGAGGACCUGAGCUGAAACCUAGCAUCCAAAAGCUGAAGGAGUACUGCGACGCGAUUUGGCAGAGCGGUAAACAGCAGUGCGAAUAUCCGAGUUUGCGUGGUAAUCCGUGUGUGCUAGGCAAGCACAAAUCCAUCGACCUUGCGGAGCAUUCGAGUGGAGUAAUUUAUGUGUCCUCGUGCAACUGUGGCCGGACGCAAGGCCACCGCGAAGAUCCGUACACCAUUCGGCAGGCAAACUAUGAAUUUUAUCAAAUGAUCGCAAAAAGUUGCAGCAAUUGCAAUCGUCUAGAACGGGUCCAAUUUCCAGUGUUUGAGCCUUCGAGUAGCGACUUUCGCGCAGCGGAGUUCAUAAACAAAAACUUUUCCAACCUGAUGUCGUUCGAUAGUACCGGCCGUACAGCAUCCGAUUUCGGACCGAAUGUGCGUGCCAUACCCGGCCAUUCGCCUUUCCUAUCUGGCAGUCAGCGAAGUCAAAAUAGCUCAGCCAGUUUAAGCUUUAACAUUGCUUCGGAUGGUGAAGAAGAUGAAGAAGAAGGAAAUAUUGGCAAAAAAGGAGAAGGUCGAUCUAAUCGGCGGGAGCAAGAUCCCGCAGAGGAAAGAAAUGAUACAGACCAGUGCGACCAGAUGGAUGAUGCUCGCCUCAAUGAUGAUGAUGAUGAUGAUGAGGAUGACGAUCAACUUGCAUCGAAUAACGAGGAAAUGAACGAAAUAGUGAUAAAAUUAGGCGCAUUAAAACACGGAAGCGAUGCAUCACCAGGAGAGAUAGGACACCCGGCAGCACCGGCCAGAUUGCCAUCUACCACUGAGUAUCUUCCCGGCAUGUUGCACAUCGCUAGCCCUGCUGGAUUGUUGCCACGCUUCCCUUCAUGGUCACUGGUAUGCUUAGGUUCUAGCUCUAUCUAUACGCACAAUACCGGUUUGCCGGAACACGUGCAGAGUGGGUUCCUCUCCGGUUCGAAUUUCCUCCUGCCGUGGGACGUAAGCGUACGCCUAGAGCAUGCACAGUGUUGGGCCGCAUCGUACGAAAAAAUUCGCAACCGCAAAAAAGGAAACCCACAUUCAUCGAAAAGCUUCGAGCACAACAAAACGUUUACGCUGAAAAUAUUCAUCGGCGUGGAGUACGAGUGUUUGCGCGGCCAUCGGUUCAUUAUGAAUGCGCCCGACAGUAUCCUUCGCUGUGGAUCCGAAAUCGUUCGAAACAGCGGUAGUAAGGUCGUGUUUAACGACAUGCCGAUCUACUUCCCCUGCCCUUGUCGAAAUACGAUCAACAACACGGCGCAGCUGAUGCGAGUGCACAUCAUUACACCGAAGGCACCGGUGAAUGUUAUCAUUGAUCCGAAGGUGAAACUUUUCCAGAACAACAUGCAGAACAGCAUUACCUUCACGACGGGCAUGACCGAACCGAUCAAGCUGACGCAAAGCUCUUACUGGAUAUUACGCUUACCGUUCGUGUAUGAAGGUGAUAGUGGGCCAUUAAUGGCACCGACCGAUGUCAAUCCGGCCAGUGCGAUUAUGCACGGGGUGCUUCUGGCUGGUAUGUAUGGUAUAAGAGAGAACGAGCUGAACGAGGAAACGAUCGGCAUUUCCAAUCCAUCCGGAUAAUAUCAAAUAGUGUACACCAAGAACAGCAAGUGCAAAAAAAUGACGAUAGUAUCGGAACUUGAUCAUUGCACUCUAAACCUACUGUCUUCAGAUGAUUGUUAUUAUAAGGCAGCGUUUCUGGGAUACGCUGUAGCUUUUUCGGAACGUAAAAUUUUGAAUACUACAAAAAUACGUAAUAUUUUCGAUGACGAAGUAAAAAAUUCAUAUCAAAUCUAAAA
Messenger RNA from Anopheles coluzzii, 3269 nucleotides. Its product is annotated as nonsense-mediated mRNA decay factor SMG8. Lineage: Eukaryota; Metazoa; Arthropoda; Insecta; Diptera; Culicidae. The record is from RefSeq and is a predicted model, not a curated record. The transcript has 5 exons. The coding region runs from base 106 to 3051 and encodes 981 amino acids. Gene Ontology annotation, biological process: nuclear-transcribed mRNA catabolic process, nonsense-mediated decay.